Molecule: messenger RNA, 3519 nt
Organism: Saccharomycodes ludwigii
Lineage: Eukaryota; Fungi; Ascomycota; Saccharomycetes; Saccharomycodales; Saccharomycodaceae
Exons: 1
Coding region: 1-3519 (1172 amino acids)
Biological process (GO): positive regulation of transcription by RNA polymerase II; intracellular copper ion homeostasis; intracellular iron ion homeostasis
Cellular component (GO): nucleus
Molecular function (GO): DNA-binding transcription factor activity, RNA polymerase II-specific; copper ion binding; RNA polymerase II cis-regulatory region sequence-specific DNA binding
Source: RefSeq, a predicted model, not a curated record
AUGGUUUUGAUUAAAGGUGUGAAAUAUGCGUGCGAACGUUGUAUUCGUGGCCAUCGAGUAACAGGAUGCACUCAUACAGACCAGCCUUUAAUGAUGAUAAAACCUAAGGGUAGACCAUCCACUGCUUGCCAACAUUGCAAGAAUAUGAGGAAAAAUAAAAAUAUUAAUCCUUCAGGUGUAUGUACUUGUGGGCGGCAAAAAAAAAUAGAAGAACAAAAACGAAAGCAGAGAGAAAGGAAACAACAACAAGGUGAUUUGGUUAAUGAUAACACAAUAAUAGCUUCUAGUUGCGACUGUGAAAUAUCUGAAAAAUGUGUUUGCGGAAGCAAAAGAAAAAAUACAAAAAAAUUUAAGGAUGUUACUAGUAUAACUGGUAGCACUAGGGGUAGAAGAAGAAAAAUCACAACUAACAUAGCUAAAAUAGAAAAUGGUACUGAGGGAAGCAAUUAUUUCGGUAAUAGAAAUGGUAUAUUAAGUCGUAGCACCAGUAGUUUAAGUAUCAAUAAUAAUAGUAUAAACAAGUUAACUGAUAACCAAGCAGUGCAUGUCUUCUCUCAGGAUAAUAUACUUCAUAAUAAUGUACAAAACAGUAAAAAUAAAAACAAUUUAGUAAAUGAUGUGCCGUCCUCGGUUUCUCUAAGGUCAUUCGAUAUCAGUGUUAACAAAGUCACUAAACCUCAAAUAGUAUCUUCAACCUCCUCAACCUCACUAAUAUAUCAUAAUAAUAAUAAUAAUAACAGUAACAGUAACAAUCAUAAUCAUAAUAAUCAUGUACAUAAUAUUGCUAAUAUUUCUUCAAAACAACCUUUUGACCAAGAAUUAUGGACAGAUGUACAAAAUAUUAGAUACUCUGUUUUACCUGACUCAAACAAGUCCAAUAUCAAUAACACUAGUAGUCCUACAAAUGUGCUAAUGAGUGACAACAACAACAGUAAUAAUAUACCGAGAUUUAAUCCAAGUUUUAUGCCUUCUGAAUCCUCUCCACACAAUAAUAAUGAUAAUAAAUACUCUCCAAGUUCUCAUAUUACAAACCCAAUGAAAGUUGGAGAAGUUUCUAUUCCAUUACGAGAGUAUAUUCCAAAUGAAAUCAAUGGUAUUGGUAAUAUAAAUGAUGCUACCAUGAACAGUUCGAAUAUUAUCAAUAAAAAUAGCGAUGCCGUAUCUCUGCAAAAUUCUAAUUCUACUCUAUUCGUGGAUGCAAGUUCUAAAAUGCCAACUCAUGAUGAAAUUAAUACUAAUGAUAAUAAUAUACAUAUGAAUGUUAAUAGUAGCAGGGAUAAUAGCUACAGCAGUAGUAACACAACGACAACUAACAAUAAGGAAUUGUUUGUGGAUGAGGAUCUAUUGAUUAAAGAUGUUCCUUGGCCUUUUCAAGCUGCAACAACUGGUUCUGGAUUGUUAGACCUUUUUUCGGAUACUUCAAACCCACAACAGUUUAUUAAAUUAAAAAGUAAGCAACAACAGCAGCAGCAACAACACUCAACACAUAGAUUUUAUCAUGAUGGUGCAACACCUCCUGAACUAACGAUGAGCACAAACGAAAACUCUGGAAUAAAAAGGUCUAAUUCAAUCAAAUCAACCACUUCUAAAGCGGCCAGUAUGGUAAGAAAUGCAAGUUUUGCCACAUAUGUUAAUGCUAACGUUAACGGAAAUAGUGUUGCAGAUAGUAACAUUCAUAAUUAUUCGUCUAGUAUUAUAUCUGACGAUAACAUGAGAGCACAUGAACUGCCGCCAAUAGGUAGUUUCAAGGAAAAGGGAUAUAGAACCUCGCAGGUCCUAAGUAGUAGUAAUAGUGGUGUUAAUUUAAAUCAACAUUUUGUGAACCACCAUAAUAAACAAACAAGAUUAGAAAACGUUAACAAUACCCAUAACCCUAAUAACAAUAAUAAUGUGAAUGACACUGAAAGUAUUAAAAGUGUAGAAGUUUUAUCUUUAACUCCAGGAUUCACCGACAUCCCAGAAAGAGCCACACCCUCCUCUAACCCAUUCAUAUAUAAUAAUAAUAAUAAUAAUAACAAUAUUAAUGAUAGCACCGAUACUGUUACUGGGAAUAAGCACAACCAUCAUAACAAUUUACAUAAUAAUAAAAGAUAUAUUCAUACAACUGCCGGCGUUAAUAAAAGUAACGGUACUAGUUCAGUAAUGGCUUUAAAGCAUCAUAAUACUGGUGGCGAACAUUAUUCGUCUUAUAAAGCAAGUGCUAAUACAUCAAUUAAUAACUUAACUAAAUCCUCAAAUCAUUCACAGCAACAUCAUGGAAUCACCAAAAGUAAGUCUUUUGUUGUUAAUAGUAAUAACAAUUCCUCAGCCGUCAUUCAUGACUCAGAAAGUAUUUCUUCCUUAGGUUUGUCAACUUUGGAGAAUAGUAAUGUUGUUGCGAACAACAACAGCGCUAAUAACAUGGGUAAUUUCCCCACAUUAGGUUCGUUUUCAUCUUAUAGAAGUAAUGGGAGCCCUUAUUACCCUAAUAAUCAUGAACUUUCCUCUCCAAAUAACAAUAAUUUCAAUGCCAAUAACGCUUCUUCCACCAUUAUGUCAUAUAAUAUACCUUCUUCCACAGCAACUAAAAAGGAGUUUGGCGUGAAUAAUAAUAAUAAUAAUAAUAAUAAUACGAUGGUUGCCCCAAGUGUUGAUUUGUUUGAUUCGCCUUCAUCAAUAAUGACUCUGGGAAGUGGCGAUCCUGCCCAAGUUUCUAGUUUAGUUUCACCAGCUGAUUCACAUAAUACCAGCAAUAAUAUCAAUUUAGUGACAACAACAAUUACUAAUUCUAGUAGUCAAAGUGGAAGCGGAGCCAGGGGCUCUAUGCACAGCGGGAAUGGUUCGGCUAACGGUAAAACCAUACCUAACAACAGCAAUAGUAGCACUAGUGUUGCAAAUCAUAAUACUACUGGCAACACUAACUCUACCAAUAGUUGUGUUAGUGUCCCAUAUUCUAAUAAAAAUGAUAUUGCCGAUGGUACAUCCGAUAUUUUCAAUGAAUUAGAAACAUUAACUACGGACCCCGCAAACUACUUUAUGAACGUGGAACUAAUAGAUAAUUUAAGUAAUGUUUCUGCCAUUAGGAAUAAUGUUAGUAAGCAUGCUGCUGCUUAUGACAAUCUUGAAAGUAAUAUUACCGUAGAUCAGACCAACAAGACUGGCAAUACCAAUGCUAAUUUUUCGAUUGAUGGAAACCAAACUAGUUUCAACAAUGUUUCUCCAAGACAGGCUCUGCCAAAUCAAAUAAUAUAUCAAUCUACAAUAAACACUAAUAAUAAUAAUAAUAAUAAUACCAAUGAACUUGGGGAUUUGAUCUCUGGCACUGGGUCUUUGUUAAAUUAUUCAUCCGCUACUUUCAAUAGCUCUGUCCCUAAUACUGGAAAACAUAUUACUGCCAAUCGUACCAAUUGCAAUAAUAGCAACACUGUUAGUCCUGCUUCUGUAACUUCGAGAAAUUUAAAUGACGGCUCGCCAAACAGUACUACCAGUUCAGGAAGUGGACUGGAGGAAUUCAGUGCAAUUGAUAGACUAGUUUCAUAG